Molecule: messenger RNA, 18990 nt
Organism: Lytechinus pictus (painted urchin)
Lineage: Eukaryota; Metazoa; Echinodermata; Echinoidea; Temnopleuroida; Toxopneustidae
Product: ubiquitin carboxyl-terminal hydrolase 34-like
Exons: 78
Coding region: 41-11542 (3833 amino acids)
Biological process (GO): protein deubiquitination
Cellular component (GO): cytosol; nucleus
Molecular function (GO): cysteine-type deubiquitinase activity
Source: RefSeq, a predicted model, not a curated record
AUUUGAAUAAAUAAUUAGCAAGAAAUCACAAUAUUGCAAAAUGGCGGGGGAUAACUCUUCGGAUUGUUAUUGUGGAGAUAUUCUCAAGCUACUUGAUUUGGGCACUCAUGAAAAGAUUGAAUUGCAAAAAGAACAUGUAUGGAUUCUGUACAACUACACACAAGCCUUUCUCCACAGGCAAUGCAAUUGUGUCUUCAAGGAAUAUAAGAACUUUGAGCAGCUGAAUAGCUUGGUUCAGCUCGUCCUCCGACUUGCAAUUAAUAUCAUCUCUUCGUGGCACCAAUCAAGGGAGAACGAUGAAGAAGAGCGGAGAAAAGGAAAAGAAGACAAGACAGAGGAUCCAGGAAAGGAGGUUAGCGAGACUGACCCUGGAGCGUCCUGCAAAGAGGACGACACAGAACUGCCUAUUGCAGAGGACACUGUCAAAGACAAGUGUGAUGAUAGUGUGAAAGACAAAGAAAAGAGCAGUGAUGGAACAACUGAAGAUGGAAAAACUGGUGAUGUGAAAAAGAAGGAGGAGGAGGAAAGGAAAGAUGGAAAUGAAGAGGGCAUGGAGGAAGAGAAGGGUGUUAACACCACUGAGGAUGGGGAUGAUGUUCCAAGGGAUGGUGAGAAGAAGGCGUCCAGGUGUAGAACACCGGAGGAGAGCAAUCGUCGGGCGGAAGAUGAGGAUUGGACGCAGGAGGAGAAGGAGAGGUUAUUGCAUCUUGUUGCCAAAGUUUUUCACAUGACCUUCCCAUUGUAUUCAGCACAUAAACAGUACUACCAUGGUGUCACAGAUGAGCUGUCACCACAAGAAUCAGAAGCACUGGGAAACUACUGUGACACAAAUGAUUUAGAUGUCAGUCUCCAUCUAUUGCGGAAUGUAUGUUUCUUCUGUGACAGCAAUGGAUUGGUGAAGAUGAGGCAGUGCUUCCAACAAUCUACUCCUGAGACACUGCCAUUCUCCUCAGCGCAUGCAAUGUUCACUGUCGUUACUAAUCUGAGGAUGUGGCUGCACUUACAUGCCAUCAUGCAAUUUGUUGUCCCCCUGAGAACUCACAUAAUAAGAUAUCUGUGUAAGUUGCCCGACAAGGAGCUUCGAGGAAAUGGAGCUCGGCACAUGGCUGAUAUGAUGUGGAGCGCCAUCAAGGAGCCAGUAGAGAGCCCUCUAUGUUUCGAUCAGGACAGUCUGGAGCUUGCUUUCAAGUUUUUCACAUCGGCUACCCUCACCAUGAGGCUAACUGGCUUAGGUCAAAUCACUAAUCAAAUCCAUAUGUUCAACGAGGUUUAUCACAAUGAAUCAGUCACGGAUGUAGAAAAUAUGGGCUCUGAACUGACAAAAUGGCUGCUAGAGAGGGAAAUCGUUGAGCAUAUAUUUGGUCCCAAUAUGCAUGUGGAGAUUAUCAAGCAAUGCCAGGUGAUCCUGAAUUUCCUUGCUAGUGACGGCGCCCUCACCCUAAAGCACCUGGACACCGUGUGGGCGGCGGCCCAGCUGAAGCAUUCUGGUCGCUACGUCCACGAUCUCUUCCCCCAUCUCAUCAAACAUCUUGAAUCGCGUCCCCUUCUCCAUCUCAUGCAGCUGGUCUCUAAACUCCAUCCAUCUGAACACACUGAACAGACACUCUACCUAUCCCAGGUGAUCACCAAGUGUGUUUGGGACAAUGCCCUGUCAACGAGAGCCAUGGCAGCGACCACAUCCCAUCCCAGAAGAUUGCUGCCUUCUGUCCAAGUCUCACCCACCACCCAAGACUUCCCGCUACUCAAGAGCAGUCUGGAGAAAGGCAGAUUACCUCUAUCAAUGGGUGGUAACCGGAACAACAGUAGAACUUUAGAAUUCCAAGGUAUUAGACCAGAUGAAGAGGAGAGCCCUUGCCAUAGAUGUCUACAUUGUGAUCAACAUACUGAUGAGGAGGAGCAUCUGGAUGUGGUUGGUCUUGACCCAUCCCAUCUGGAGGAUCAUUCUUCAGAUGUUAUGUGCCAUCACGACCUUGAUGACCACCGCUCAGUACAUUCCCACAGCUCGAAGACAAGCCAUGCCGAUUCAUGGCGGUCAGAGGGUGAGAUGGCCAUUUGCCACGCCCAUCACAAAACAUCCCGCCAUCCUUCGUCCCUCUGCGCCUCUGAUCAGGACGACUCGGACAGCAUUGAUUCAGAGAACGAGGCGAUGGCAACAAGUCCUGAUCAGACAGACAGCGGAAGCGACGGUUCUGAAGGUAGCUAUGAGGACAAAGGCGUGCCACUAGGGAGUGACUAUGAAGACGUUAGCAAUGGAAGUGAUAUGGAGAUGGAAGGUGAGAGGGCUGUUUUGAGGAGAGAUGGGAAUAGACAUGUCCUCAAACAGUUGGCGAAGACACUUAGGCAUGGUAAGGAUCAUCAUCAUCACAUGGAUACUGGCAGUGAGCAGGGAGGAGAUAGCUCUGAUUCCAGCCCAGGUAUGGAGUACAAGAAGGUCCAAGGAGAUUUAGUGCUCUCUCCUAGUGACCUGAACCGCAGCCCUGUCAAGCUUGUCCAUGAACUACCAGUGAGGGGCAAGUUGCCAACCAUCGAUGAGUCGCCCGAGUCAGAGCCCCAUGGGCUUCCCCAUGAUCCUCACCAGACAGUGGAGUACUUUCAUGGUCCAAGCAGCAUGGAUCCAGAGAUCUAUGACUGUCCAAGGUUCCUUCCUAGACCUAGGCCAAUUAGGAGACCUAUGAUGAACCUGAUAUACCCUCAGCAUCAUCAUGAUGACGAUGACGAGGAUGAUGAUGAGGAGGGAGGUGGAAGCUGCAGCAGCUCGCAGGCCAGCGCCAAAUCGGACAAGAACAUGGCAGACUUCGACGGGGAAGAUGAGGAGGAGGACGAAUCCAGCUCUGUCUGCGAGGACGCCCUGGCGCAGCUCAGUGCCCAGCUGAGUCAGUUUGACCAGCAUCCUGACCAUCCGCACCAUCGCCACCACCACCAUCAUCACCAUCAUCCUCACAGGUUACAGGCCCAUGUCAAGGGAAGGCAGAGACCCAUUGCCAAUGUUUCACCCGUGCAAAGAACCAGACUCUCCAGUUCAUGCUCAACGCAUCGUGAGGAUGAUGACGAGGAUGGUCAAAUCAUUCCGUUUGAAGAUUUCAGAUUUGAGGACGUCUGCAAGCAAUCUCACACUCUACUCUGGGACCUUGUACAGGAUGAUAGUGCUGUUCAUUUAGGUGAUGGUCUGUCCUCCGAAGCUGAAAAGCUACUCUGUUCUCUGGUUUGUGUGUUUCCUGAGAGAGAAAUUAGAAUGAGAUUUGUAGAAGGUUGUCUAGAAAAUCUUAAACAGCACAGGUCUGUGGUUGUAUCUCUUCGUCUUAUACCAAAGCUCUUUGCAUCCUUCCAGCAGUACCGUAACAACUACAACACACAUUGGAUUACUAUGUGGGCAGAGAGAGAACUAGGCAUGAUGAAUCUAUUCUUUGCUGAUCUACUCCAUUACACAGGCCAAGUCAGGCUGGCAAAGAAACAGGAAAAGCAGCUAUACACUCACAAGACUGAGAUCCAAACCAGACUUCAGUUCUUAACCUGUGUGUUCUCAACAGGAGGCUCUCCAGACCAUUUCAGGUUGACUCUUGAUCAGGUGGAUACAUUAUGGUCAUGUUUAGCCUUGGAUUCUGACUGUUCUGAUGAGGCUCUCAACUGGUUCUUACAACAAGCUAACAACAAGGACCAGCAUGCACUAGGAUUAGAGAACUUCAAGCAUAUAUUCUUCCACAAGAUGCCGCAGCUAGAACCAGAUAGCAUUAGUAUGACCGGACUAAACCUUUUCCAGCAGCUGUGUAGUUUAGCUAGAUUAGCUAGCUCUGCUUCCUACAACAGUCCAUCCGUAGAGAUGCCAGGUAUAGAUCAUUUGUGGAAGAUUGCACUUAGAGCAAAGAACACAGAUGUUAGUCUUUCAGCAAUCCAGUACAUCAAUUCAUAUUACAUCAACGCUGGUAAUGGUACCCUUGAGAAGGAAGAAGAGUUUAUUGAGAGAUGCAUGGAAAGUUUAUCCCAAGCAUCGGCUGAUCUUGACUCUUCUCUCGAUGCUAGUCUCCUGGUCUUACAGAGAGGGCUCAUUCUACUUAAAACUCACCUUGAAGCUUUCAGAAAAAGGUAUGCUUACCAUCUACGUCAAUGGCAGCUGGAGGGGUGUGGUAUUGUCAGCCAUCAGAAACAUCUACUCGACAGUCAGGCAGCUACCAUUAGAAUCCUAUGCCAAAUAGCAUCUGUGCCAGAGAAGUUCACCAUUGAGAUGAAUGUGGCUGACCUUGUCGCUGACCUGAGGGCAGAGGUCACCCAUUUCUGCAGUAACGUCCUACAGCAGCAGUCCAGCGACAACAACGGCCAGAUGGCAUCGCUCUAUGCAACCUCUGUACCCGAUGACAAGAGCGGGGGUUCAGAUCCCCAGCAGCCACAGCCGCAGGGAGAUGACCAGGGACUGUCGUCCAUCAUUCCUGGUCCUGUCAGGAUGUUGUCCGCAGGACAUGAGCUGAUACCAGAUCUUGAUGAGAAGACCUUGAAAGAAAUGAGUUUCAGUGAUGCAAGGGUGGUGUUUGUAUCAUUUGGUGCCAUGAGGAGAGAGCGUAAGCGUGAAGGGGCCGAUCAACCGGCGUCGUGCUUGCCUCCACCUCCACGAGAGAAACUACCCAUGAUGCUCUUGCUAGAAGAGCCCCAUUUCAGCUGCCUCUUCCAUCUUCUUCAGCAACUGAAUGAACUCAAAUGUGAUGGCAAACAGGAGGAAGAGUCCGAAAGAGACCUUGAGAGCCGAGCACAGAUGCUGUCAAGGAAUGUUUGGGAUCUUCUAAUGCUCUUACCUACCAGCCCUGAUGUACUCAACGGCUUCAAGACCUUACCUGCUAUCAAGCUCAACCCCAGCAAAGCAAAGGCAGUGGUCAGCAAGACCAAGGCAUCUCAGUCAUCAAAGAAUGGAGAUGACAAGGAGGAUUUAAAUGGGACGCCCUCUGGAGGUGAACUCGCACCAGUAGACUGGGGCAAACUGCUGACAGAAAACAAGCCCCACAAGCUUCUCUACUCCCUUCAAAUCAUCGAGGCCCUUGGGCAACCUAGCAAGAAACAGCGUAGCAAAUCUGUGGCUUCUCUAGGAUCCAGUGAGCACUCCUCCAGCAUGGCAGAUAUGGCAGCAAUGAAGGUAAAAAAGAGUAAAAGUGACACCAAUGUAUAUGACAUGGAAAGUGAUGUAGAUGCCCUCACACAAAGACCAUGGAGUACGAUGUUUAUCAGUUGUGGAGGUCUGAAGCAUCUAUUUGGUAUCUUUAUGUCAGCUUGUCUGGAGACGCGGGAUGACACCCAGUGGAAUUUUUGGGAGCAGGAAUGCCUAGCAUCUGUCCUGAAGCUCAUCAAUGAGUUUGCAUCGGAGGAAGCGUUGAAUGAACCCAGUAGUGAUCUAGAUGAAGUCUUUGAUGAACCACCCUCGUCUUCCUCAUCGUCCAGUGAGGAGGUACCAAGGAAGAGGGCCAGGACAGCAGCGAGACAAAGGAAGGAUAGUACAGACUCUGGUAGACUCACCGUCAGGUUCUCUGCUAAAAUGCAGGAGCUGCUAGCCCAACCUGGUGUGUUAGAGAGGCUAAUGGGUGUAUUAUACAAAGCUGCUUCUCCUGGGGACUCCACUCUUGUGCAGGCAGGUUACUGGGUUGUACAUUAUGCAAUGAAGUUGUUGGUGUCAUGGGCAUCCACAGACCCGGAAGUAAAGAUGGCUAUUGGUCAGUAUGAGAAGCUUGACCAGUGGUUACGAAGGCUAACACUUCAGACCAAUGAGAUCUACAUCAGACGAGAGGUGUGUGAUGGUCUGUUCAGACUGUGUGAAGGCCUUGACCCAUCCAGUCAACAUUUCUUAUGGUCUCUACUCAGAAGUCUCUUCACUUCAUUAGAUACAGCACUCAACCUACAACCAAAAAAGGGAAGUGACAAGAGCUGCGAUGACAGUAUCCCUAGUUGCCGUGACUACUUCUGGCUCCUGUGUCUGUUGAUGGACAACCUCCAUUGGCAGGGAGACAGUCCCCAUGCUAGUGGGGUUGGGGUUGGAGCAGGCAGGAUUGACCCAGAGAAGGUCAAUGCUGAGCUAGACUCCUUCACCUCACUGCUCUCCCAGAAGAUUGAAAGCCGUCCCAUCCUGGAAGGUCGUCAUAGCACUGUAGAGGAUUUAGCUCUAGCUGGUCUCAUCAAGCUAUGUACAGCAGCUGUUAAACACAAUCCACCAUUCAAGUUCAGUGAAGGUGGACAGAAGUUUGUAGAGACUGUCUUUGACUGCCUGUUCUCACUGCCGACCCCCGGACACCAGAAUCUACCCAAGUGCAAAUCAAGAACCAGUCGACUGGCAGGAUUUGAUCUCCUUCUAGAGCUGGCUAGAGAAUGCCAGGCAAACUAUACACUGCUUCACAAGCUAAUGUUCCAGCAGCAUGCGCCAAACACCCAUCCGCCCUAUCCCUGGGAAUACUGGCCCCAGGAUGACAGUCGAUCAUCAUGUGGUUACGUUGGUCUGACUAACCUUGGUGCAACCUGCUACAUGGCUUCCUGUAUGCAACAACUCUUCAUGAUGCCUGAGGCUAGAGCUCCCAUCCUGCAAGCAAAGGUAAGUGAGGCAAACAAGCACGCCAGCAUCUUGAGUGAGACUCAGCGGAUGUUUGCCUAUCUCCAGGAGAGCGAGAGGAAGGCGUACAACCCUCGUAGCUUCUGCAGGGUGUACACCAUGGACAAGCAGCCCCUGAACACAGCAGAACAGAAGGAUAUGACAGAGUUCUUUACUGAUCUCAUCAGUAAGAUGGAGGAAAUGACUCCAAGACUGAAAAACACUGUAAGUAGCCUGUUCAAAGGAGAGCUGACAAACAAUGUUGUAUCCUUGGACUGCCCUCACGUGAGUCAGACGACAGAGGAGUUCUUUACCGUCAGAUGCCAAGUGGCUGAUAUGAAGAAUCUUUACGAAUCUUUGGAUGAGGUAACAGUGAAGGACACACUAGAAGGAGAUAACAUGUACACCUGCUCACAGUGUGGCAAGAAAGUUAGAGCUGAGAAGAGAGCUUGCUUCAAGACACUGCCCAAGAUCUUAUCUUUCAACACCAUGAGGUAUACUUUCAACAUGGUGACCAUGAUGAAGGAGAAAGUGAACACCCACUUUUCCUUUCCAAGGCAACUUGACAUGUCAGGCUAUACAGAGGAGGCGCUCAUUAGCAAAGGCAGGGGGUCGGAUGUAGCAUCAACUAGCAGCAGUCAACCACCCCAGAGCUAUCUCUACGAGCUGAUUGGUGUGACUGUUCACACUGGGACGGCUGAUGGCGGCCAUUACUAUAGCUUCAUCCAGGAUCGUGUUCACCGUGACCAGGAAGAAGAUCGUUGGUUCAUGUUCAAUGAUGCAGAAGUCAAGCCCUUUGACCCUAAGCAGCUGCCUGCUGAGUGCUAUGGAGGCGAGAUGACGACCAAGACAUAUGACUCUGUAACGGACAAGUACAUGGAUUUCUCCUUUGAGAAGACUCACAGUGCGUACAUGCUGUUCUACAAGCAGUGUGACCCGGAAGAAGAAGAGCCCAAAGAGAAAGUCAAACCACCUGAGACCACUGUAGACCUCUCAAAGGAGAUAGCAGAGUGGAUUUGGGAGGAUAAUACCAGGUACCUACAGGAUAGUUACAUCUUUGAUCUCAACUACAUGAAUUUCAUGUGGCAGGUUUGUAACUUCCUACCAGCGACCUUGCCCAACCCGCAGGAAGUACAACUCAUUGCUUCUAAGCUGACUACAUCGUUCAUGUUGGAAACAUUAAUCCAUUCUAAGGAGAAACCUAACACCAAGCAAUGGAUGGAGUUAAUGACCAAUCAGUUCCAUACAUGCCCCUUAGCAUGUGAGUGGUUCCUAGACUACAUGGCGACAGAUGAUUGGUGGCCUCAGCAAAUCCUCAUCAAGUGUCCUAUACAGACCUGCAGACAGUUGUUCCAGAGGCUAUGUAUUCAUGUGAUCAGACAGCUGAGAGAGAAACAUGCACCACUCUAUCUUCAUGCUGUCAUAGAAGGCAAUCAUGAUGAGCAUGAUAUUCAACCUGAUGAGAUUGGCAAUGUGUCAUGUGUGACGAGAUUCAUCAAGAAACUCCUUCUAGUGAUCUCUGUUGGAGUUCGACCACAAUGCAAGCACCUGACAGAGUACUUCUCUGUUCUCUAUGAUUUUGCAAAGAUUGGUGAAGAUGAGGCUCAAUUCCUGACAUCCGUGGAGGCUAUAUCCAUAAUGGCAAACUUCUAUCUGGGAACCAAAGCAGCUGAUUAUGUGGAGGUCAUUUCCGACGAUGAGAAUGAUGAUGAAGACGAUGAUGAUGACGUCAUAUCUCUGACAGAAGAUAAGUACAAGCCAACAUCGUUGGAGAAGAUGAUCUCUCUGAUAGCAUAUCUGGUAGAGUCCUCCAGGACAGACCGAAGAUUGCUUCUCUCUCAUAAUGACUAUGCUGUGCUCGUUGGAGGAAAGGGUUUUCCAUUCCUGUUUCAACAAAUCCGAGACAACAUCAAUCUUCAGCAGACAAGGAAUCUUAUCUUCAGACUCACUCGCUUCCAACCCAAAUUGGCUGAACAGCUCAUCUCCAUGAUAUUCAAUGCAAUCAGCAAGCUCAGUCCAGAGGCUGGUAUCCCAUUCUUCAAGAUGCUAUCCCUACUGGUUGAACCUGUACCACCAGGAUGUUCCUCCUUCACACCUAUCAUCCUUCAAAGAAUAUGGGAUAUCUCUGAGUACAACCCGCAGCAGGUCCUGGACUGGUUAGCAGCCCAGGUCCCAAGGAACAAGCUAGCCCAUCAUUGGGUUCUACAUCAUAUAGACAGAUGGGUGGAGAUGUUCCUCAUUCAUCAGAACAACAGGGUCCGAAAUGCUGCUGCCUUCCUGCUGAUCUCCCUGGUACCUGAUCCUCACUUCAGACAAUCAUUCAGAUCAGCUAGAUCACUCCAUAGUCCACAGAGAGAGAUCAGACUGGCUCCAGAGUCUCUGAUGGUGUUACAUCAAAUAUACUCACUGCUCCUAUCACUUCUCCCCAGAGCUAAACACUAUGUUGAUGUAACAGCCCAUGGUACUUCUAAGCUGGUAGCUUACUUUGCUGUACUCAAUCAUUGCCUUAUCUCUAGAGCUGAGAAGAGAAUGUUCUCUGCCCAUUUCAUGGAUCUGUGGAAUCUGUACCAACCUAAGUUAUCUGAGCCACCCAUCUCAUGCAACCACAACAAACAGGCUCUGUUACAGUUUUGGUACAAUGCCUGUGUAGAAUAUCCAGAAAACGUAGAACUCAUCAUAACCAACCACACCGUUAUGAAGCACAUCCCAUACAACUACAUUCUUGCCGAUCAUGAUGAUCAAGAAGUGGUGGUAUUCAAUCGUAUCAUGCUGCCAGCGUACUACGGUCUCCUGAGGUUAUGCUGCCACCAGAGUCCACAGUUCUCAAGAAUGCUUUCAACACAUCAAAACAUGCAAUGGGCUUUCAAGUAUCUCACUCCACAUGCUAACCAGUAUCCUAUGGUUGUUGAAGAGUUGUUCAGGAUGAUGAAGCUGUUUGUAACAAGACGAGGUGACAUUGAUGAUGAAGAGGAACACAUUACAGAGUUCAAGAAGAUGACACUCCUCUGCUAUCUGGAGUGUCUGGAAAGGAGCUCAUGCUGGACAACACUCAUUAGUGCCUUCAGGUUAUUAAUAGAGAAUGAUGAAGACAGGUCAGUGGUUCUUAGUAAGCAAGGAUUGAGCAGACUAGCUGAUGCCUUCUUCACCCUUCAUAUGAUGUACCAUGAGGCCACAGCUUGCCAUGUAGCGUGUGAGCUGGUUGAAUUACUCUCAACAACAAAUGCUGUCUUGAGAGUGGCCAUUCAACAACAAGACUUGAAAGAAGUGAAGCAGUCACUACUUCAGUUUCCCGAGAGGAUGGACUUUGCACACAAGCUUCUCACGUUACUCAACUCAUACACCCCAGAUAAUGUCAGGGCUGAGUGUGUCGGUGUCCUUCACAGCAUGGUGACCUUGUACCCACAUGACUUUGUUCAGAGGGUAGUACCACUGAUGCACCAUGCUCAUCGCCAGUUCCAACAGCAGUCUAACAUUUCAGUUGUAUCAUCUGGGCCCUACUUUCCAAGAAGGAUGCCCAAACCGCUCUUGAACAAGGCAACGUUGAGGGCGCCCCGUCCUGAGCUGCAGAUGUUCCUUCAUCCGAGUCAGCUGGAAACAUCACAUGGAGCUGAUCUGGAGUACGAUAAGACACUACUAGAUUUCUUUGGUCCUUAUCACAACCUUGUUGAGACGUUAUGCUAUGCAGCCAUGCAUAACAAGAUGCUCACGGAGGAGAUCAUAGGGCUUAGUGUACUGGUAGCAUAUGAAGGUAUCCCACUGCAGCUGGACUGGUUUGCCAAAUUUUGGAAGACCAUCUAUCAUACACAGGGUAGCGAGAGGGACUCUAUUCAGCUGCUAUGUAGCUUACAGUCCUUCCAUGACUAUGUAGAGAGUGUACUCCUAGAUGAACGAACAUUCCUCAACAAUGUACAUGUCACUUCAUUUUUCUGUAUAUUCUUCCCCAGGGUGUAUCAACAUAUUCUGUGCAAUAACUGGGACACGGUGGUCAAGACUAUAUGCAACAAUGUGUUAGCAGAACAAGAAGAUAUAGCUGGUUAUGACAGACAUCAGCUAGCCAUCGCAGCUUACAAGCUCAAUGGGGACUUGAGAGCUCUCCUGCAGAUGUUCUCUGUGGUACUUCCUGUGCAGCACAACCCAGCCCUAUUACCCUCCCUCAAGCACAUUCUUGAAGUUUGUAAGAGACAUCAACCCACCCCAACUCUUAAGCAGACACGUCCUCUUGUCAAGAAACACAGGUCGUCCUCCUCCACGUCGUCAUCCUCAUCGUCUUCGAGCUCGUCAUCGGAUGAGUUUGAAGUGGAGGAGCCAUCGCCAAAGGGUGAGAGCUCUGAGGCGGGGAUGGCCAAGGAGAACUCUUGUGGAGAAGAUGAGAAAUCGUCCAAGAGGAAGGGAAGUAAUGAUGGAAAGAAGGAGAUUAGAGCGGAAGAAGAGAAAGAGAAGAAAGAUGCCAAACAAACCCAGAGUACUUCAGAUGACAGUAUACCAAGCAAGAGGCGGCGUCUCAGCCAAGACUUGAAACAUCCACCAAAGGACCAAAAAGGAGACUUAAAAACCUUGAAACCAGGAGUUCUUAAAGUUCCAAAGAAGGAAAGUGACAUCAAAGACUCGGACAAUACCGAGAGCAGGAAAGCCCCAGUGGUCAAGGACGUUAAAAAUAGCAAAAAGAGAACUGCAAGUGAAUCGCUUGACCAGAAAGUUGAGGAAGAUGGGGAGGAUGACGCUAAAGUACCGCAAUCACCCGAUAUGCCAUCAGCAAGUCCUCAACCUCCAUUGCUGUCACCGCGAUCACCCACAGAGGCUCCAGGACAGAGUUCUUCAGCUGCUUCACCCACGGGUCAAAGCGCUGGCCCAUCGACGCCUCCAGAGGUUGGAGAACCAAGACUAGUAGGACCUAAAUCAAGGAAACAGGAUCCUGUUGGUACUUUCAUCAAGAGUUUAGAAAUGCUUAUUAAUUUUCUCAAAGAUCGCAAUGCCAGUUCACCGACUUGAGGUCUGUCAGGUGAUGUCGGAGGUUCAGUUUUACAGUUUGCCUUGACCCGUAGGGCAAUCAGGUGAUGUGUCCUAUGAAAUUGGUAUAUACUAUCAUGAUUGGCCUACCUGGUAAUCCGAUGUAUCUCUUUCCAUGGAAAGAUCAACCUUUUGUUUAACAAUUCCAUGUACUAUGGCAAUGGAGAAGACUUGUGAGCAAUCACUGCCUUCUAGAUGUGAAGUCGCUCUGUAUUACAGUCCAGUAGACAAAAAUGAGGGGAGACUGGUCGUUUUUAACUAGCCAUUUUAAAAAGAUGCACAUGAUUUAUUAUAGAGUCCUGUGUAUGAUUUUUUUUUAAACUAAUAUUUUUGUUGUGUCAGAAGAAUUGUAAGUUUUUUUUAUUGUUGUGAGAGAAUGGUUUUUGAUCCCCGUGCUGAACAUGCAAAGCUGGCAUCACAAAGAAUAGGUCAGACUGGAUGAUCAUACAUGAAGAUUAAGAAAAUAUCCAAACAUGUUCAAUUGGCCGUAAGUGGUGUGUGAUUACUUGCCCAAGAGUUAUGCAGAAGUUAAUUGCAGACUAUUCUGAGUUCAGAGUACUCUGAUUAUUUAUCGACAUCUCUUUUUUCCGAUCACACAGAUUGCCUUUGUUGCGGAGAAAGAUACAUAAAUCAAGGAAGCCCGAAUAUUUUCUGGACGGUAAAUAGUUCUUACUUCAUAUGAAAGAAAUUAUUCUCUAAUGGAAGUACAUUCCAUUUUUUUCCCCUCUUAGAUAAGGAUUACAGGACGCAUCUUUGAAUUCUUUAUUUAUGACACGAGAUGAAGUCGUAAAUUCCGAUUUGGGUUAGACGCAGUGGCAAGUUAUUUUAUUCAAUACGUUGGUGUAGUUUAUUUUUAUGUCCUUGUAUAGAUAGAAAAUGACAAAUCCCAUAUAAGUGUCAUUUAGGGGAGUGCUUCAAGAAAAGUUUGUUAGCGAUUUUUAUGAGCUACUGUAAAUCCUAGCGUAUGAUUGGCCGGAAGCAAAUAAGUCAGCUGGUGAAAGUGUAGUCUUCGUAAUGGUAAAAAUUGCAUUUGUGUCAGAGGAGACGUGUCAAAAGGCUACAGAUAUCCUUGAAAAUUUAGCAACCAAUUCAUCGGUGUAACUUGUAUUUAUUUUCAGGUCUGUAGUGUGUUGUUGAUAUGACUGGUAUGAGUAAGUUACAUAUUCAUUGUAGCCUUCCCAGGGUAACAAAAAAGGCUGCCUAUCUGAAAAUAUCCACAUAAUGUAGACAAGGUUUUUUCAGAAUGUAUAAUCAAAGUGCAUUUUGCCUUCAAAUUGUUUCAUAAAACUGUUGAUUCUGAUAUGUUAAAUUGCCUAAUGAAUUCUGAUCAUAGUAUUUGAUUCUAUUUUCUAUUUUUUGUCUCACCUGCAUAGCAGAGUGAGACUAUAGGCGCCGCUUUUCCGACGGCAACGUCAACACCAAAUCUUAACCGAAGGUUAAGUUUUUGAAGCAUAACUGAGAAAACAUAUGGACCUAGUUCAUGAAACUUGGCCAUAAGGUUAAUCAAGUAUUACUGAACAUCCUGCUUGAGCUUCAGGUCACAUGACCAAGGUCAAAGGUCAUUUAGGGUCAAUAAACUUUGGCCAAAUUGAGGGUAUCUGUUGAAUUACUAUCAUAACUUUGAAAGUUUAUGGAUCUGAUUCAUGAAACUUGGACAUAAGAGUAAUCAAGUAUCACUGAACAUUCUGUGCGAGUUUCAGGUCACAUGAUCAAGAUCAAAGGUCAUUUAAGGUCAAUGAACUUUGGCCAAAUUGGGGGUAUUUGUUGAAUUACCAUCAUAACUUUGAAAGUUUAUUGGUCUAGUUCAUACAACUUAGACAUAAGAUUAAUCAAGUAUCAUUAAACAUCCUGUGCGAAUUUCAGGUCACAUGACAAAGGUUAAUGAACUUUGUCCAUUUUUGGGGGUAUCUGUUGAAUUACCAUCAUAACUUUGAAAGUUUAUGGAACUGAUUCAUGAAACUUGGAUAUAAGAGUAAUCAAGUAUCAUUGAACAUCUCUUGCGAUUUUCAGUUCACAUGACCAAAGUCAAAGGUCUUUUAAGGUCAUUGAACUUUGGCCAUUUUGAAGGUUAUUAUUAGAUUGCUGUCAUAACUUUCAAAGUUUAUAGAUAUUGUUUAUGAAAUGUGGAUAUAGGGGUAAUCAAGUAUCACUGACAAGUCUUGGGUCGCAUGAUCAAGGUCCAAUGUCAUUUAUUGUCAAUGAACGUAGUACUGUAUCAUUAUAUGAAUGGUGUUUUUUGUGAAAAAUUAUUUUAUAAAUUUAGUAGUUUUCAAAGUCAGCACUGCUGCUAUAUUGAAUCGCGUGAUGCAGGUGAGACUGCCAGAGGCGCUCCACUUGUUUGUUGGGGGUGACACAUGUUACAUAAUGACUAUCCAUGUGACUAACAUACAUUUUGAAUUAUCAUGAGAUAUCUAUUUGGUUUUCAUUAUGUUCAUAAAUCAACUAGAAAGUUUUGAACUAAUGUUUAUGUCCAAAAAGGGGCAAUUAGUAAAAUGUCAGAAGACCUCUUGAAACAAGUCUUUAUGGUGAAAACGGUUGUUUUUCACAAUGUUUGUUCACUGGAAGGUUAAAAGCUACUGAAAAUGUGCCAUUCUAUUGGCUGAAUGCAUUUCAAAUUUUAUGAAAACUGGCCCUUAUCAUCUCUGCCGCUUUCUAGCCCCUUUAUCGUUAAAAUUUAGUAUUAAUAUGUAUUAAAAAAUCACAGAACUGUACUACUGAUAUGUAUUUAAUACUCCUGAAGUUUGUUAAGAAACUGAUAGGAAAGUCUUUGUAGAUGUAACUGUAAUGUUAUACCUUGAAUAUGGCAUGUUGAUAUCACAUAAUAUUUAAAUUGUUUUGUUCUUUGUGCCAAGAAAUGCUAAUGUAGUGAGCAUGUAAAAUUAAUCUUGAUGUUGGAAUAUCUUGCAAUUCCGUAAAUAAUCAAAUCCUGGUGCUAACUUAUGUUCUGUUCAUCUCACCCCUCUCCUCUUUAAAGAUUAAUUUCACUUUUAGUAAUGGUAAUGCUAGAUGUAGAGUCCACUACUGCUAAUGUGAUCUCAUAUUUUUUUAUUAUUUUAAUUAGAUUUGUUUUAUCAUUUAAAGGAUUAAAAAAGUACAAUUUUCUUUCUUUCCGUCCAUAUCGUUAUGAAAAGGCCACAAACUACAGGAAAGAAGGCUGUUUGCGUGUUAAGCAUUUCUGCCUACAUUUCAAAUUUCCACUUUUCAAAUUUCUCGAGGUCAAAUAUUGAUCGAUCAGUGAAAAAAACUUGUAGCCUUAGCUCAGAAGAUAUUAUUUAUGCUGAAUGAAUAAUAAUUUUUUUUAUUUCUUGAUGAUUAUGUUGAUAUAUUGGUAAGUUGGCAUCUGUAUGUUUAUGUGCCUUAAAAUGUUUUGAAAGAAAAGAGUGAAGUCAAUGUAUUGUAAAAUGUUUUCUUGGGAUGAUAAAGUGAUGUACACUUGGUCUGUUCUGCAUCAUGUGAAACGUCUAUGCAUUAUAUGAACCGUAAAAUAUUAAUUAUAAUGAUUAAUUAUUUGUGAAGAGCAGAAUAGGAAAGCGUCAAGUGGAUAUAAAGUGACUAAAAUGUUUCAAGUUAUGUUCAGCAAUUGACUUAAGCGAUUCUUUUCAAAGCUUUUUAGUGCUUCCAGCCAUCUGCAUUGUUUAGAACCAAUUUUGAAUUACAAAACGUCCAUAUCUUACUCAACUCUGAAUCAGCUUCUCUGGGUUUAGGUGGAGGCAGGUUCUUUGCAUUUCACUUCAACUAGAAAUGGAUCAAGUCUUCAGUUUUCCUUGUAGUCAACCUGGUCUCAAAUGUAAGAAUUUUUAAUGAAUAAGUAGAAUAGAUGUUGGUGGAGUCUUGGAUUUAAGAUAUUUUAUCACUAUUGCUAAGCAUGGUUGGGAACACUAUAAUCAUUCUUACAUGAGACAAUACACUUUGCAAAAAUUUUGAUUUCUCUAAUCAUUCCCAAAUAUGAAAGGCCAACUUCAUUUUCAUCUGAUAGGCUUUAAUGCUGCUUUUGUUUUUUUCAUUUUUCUCCUUCACAAUAUUAAUUUGUUAGUUUUCAUCAUAAUUUGUUAGUUUGCAUCAUAAUUAUAAAGAGGUUACUUUGAUAAUAUGCUUUCUAUUUAUACAAUACAUACCAGGCAUUGCUGGCUUUCCAUAGUUUACAUUAAUUCCAUCAAUUGCAACUCUUUGUGGCCCGUUUCAUAAAAGACUUUCAACUGUUGUAACUUUGCCAUUAUGGCAACUACCAUGGUAACAUGGCUCAUCAGCCUAUCAGAAUCAAGGUUACCAUUGUAGUUGCUAUAAUGGCAUAGUUACAACAGUUGCAAGUCCUUUAUGAAACAGGCCCCACUAUAGAUCUCUACUUAAUGACUAGUUCAAUAUUAAUUGACAUAUGGAAAGCCAAUUUAGGUUCACAUCAACUUUUAUCCUUACACUUGCUAUAGGAUUAUAUCUCUGAUUAACUUAAAUGACAAUGAUGGGGGGAAAAUAAUCAUCUAUUACAAUUUCUCAUGACAUUUUCCAGAUUCCUUUUCACUCAUGAUUCAUGUCUUGAAUUUAAGAAGUUGACUGAAAUUCGUUGGUUUCCCCAUUUUGUUUUCUCUUAAACAGCCAUGUAGUUUUAGAAGUCUUAUCUUGGAGUUAAUUUUUAAUUAAUUUUUCCCCUAUGAAUUUUGUGUCAUGAUUUAUAAGAAGUCUAUGUUCUAUAGGAAAUUAUAACAGGUCUUGCUACAACCUUUUCCCAUUAUUUUUUUAGAACAUUCCAAGUAACAAUCUAAGUUAUCUUUUUAAGAAAUUUUCACCUCUUGUUAAAAGAAUAUCAAAAUAGUUCAUGAAAUAGUGAAUAAUAAACUGCCAUGUAAUUGAUUUAUGAUGUGCUAGAUUUUCACCAAAGUUUGCAUACAUGUAUGAAAAUUAACCAGAAUUUGAAUAUUAGAUCAAAAGCUUAGUUGUGUAAAAGUUAAUUUCACGCAAUAACUAUUUGGCUGAACAAUUUCUUAAACAUUUCUCAUAUAUUGACAUAUAUCGACCCAUUAUUUCUUAGCGUCGGUAUGGCUUAUAUUAAGUCUUGUCCAUUGUAAAAGGUUUAAAGCAGCCAAAAUGAAUGUUGUGAUAUUUAUGUUGUAUUUUUCUGCCACUUAAACUUUCCUAGCUACUUUCGUUUAAUGUGUAUAAAAGGCCUCUAUUAUUGAAUUAUAUGUCUUUGGUAAUCAUUAUUAAUUUCAUGUGAAACAGUACAUUGCUUUUCGUGAUUUCAGUGCUAUUACAGUGGAAUUUUGAUUGUUUUGUGCUGAGCCCAAUACUUUCCACCAAAUAUUAUUAAAAAGGGAAUUUCAUCCUGACCUAAAGAUGGUUCAAAUACUAAAAUCAGACAAACAAAAGACACAUAUUGGCAAAGAAUGAGAACAAAAAUAUAUGGACAGAGUUAUGGAUGUUUAAAGUUUUGAUUUUAAGACAUGUGAACAGCUUCCUCUUGUCUCAUGUGUUAUAAAUUCCUUAAAAUGACUUCUCAGAAAAUUGAAAGUGAUUUUCUACAUCAUUUCAUAAACCAUAAAAAAGAUGGGAAAUUAUGGAAUUUGUAUCAUGUGCCUUAUUGGGUAGCAACUCGCAUAUGUCAAAAAUUAAAAACUUUAAUUCAUAAUUCUCAUAUUUGAUAGAUAUAUGUCAAAUUUUCACCAUUAUGUUUUGUAUGUGUUUCUCCUUUUACUCAAACCAACUUUACAUCACGGAAAACUUCCCGCUUAAUGCUUUUGCCAGUGGCGUUAAAUUUCAGGCUAAAUAUAAUAUGAUCCACUUUCCACUGUAGUAGCACCGAGUUUGCCGAUAUCUUUCUAAACUUCUCUUGCUCAUGUUGAAACACCUCAGUUGUCAGGGUGAAUGUUCCCUUUAACACGAGUGGGACAAAUACUAUGAAGCUAAGAGUAAUGCAUUGAGUAACUUGACAAAACGCUUGGUUAGGUGAAGCUUUGGAAUUUUUCAGGAAUCCUGCUCAUUUUCUUCCCUUCUCAUUAUCGAUAGACAAAACAAUGCAGGAUUCAAGAAAGCAGCAAUGACAUCACACAUGUGGCAAAGGGACACGACUUUUGUGGGCAUACCUUUAUAGUUUGUGGUGCUACUUGAAAAUAAUAACUUGCUUGUGUUUACAUCUUGCCUCUUACACAAUGUAACAGGAUUGCUACUGUCAACGUGGUAUUUCAGUGGUCUCAAGAUUGCUAAAAUACUUGGAAUGCAAAGCUGUCAAUGACUUAUAGAACGGUAUUCUCAUUAAUUAAUUAAUCGGGUCUCCUAAGUUCAGAGAAUUAGUCCAAACUUCUACAGAAUUCUUGGUUUUGCCUUCCAUAGCUGUUUUUCACGCCAGAAUGCACUUAAUGAUUCUUUUCACUUCAGAAUUAAAUAAAUCUGUACUAUUUUUUAACUUGGCAACUAGCACUCCACAAAGCAGGGGCCCAUUUCAUAAAACUUGUCAUAAUAACAAAUUCUAAUAACAGUUCAAGCUACUGAAUUGGCUGGUGGUGAAUUUGUUAUAGAAAUUGUGCAUUUGUUUUAACAAAUGUUUUUAAAAGGGAUCCUAGUCUUAAGUUAAUUUGGGUUAACUUAAUCCUCUAAGAAUACAUAUUGAUUAUGCUCAAACAAGUAAUUAUUACGAAGUGGUAUUAAAAUAAAGGGUAUUCUUAUAAGUUACUCAGUGCCAGUGUGCUGUAUGUGAAAUGAAAACUUCAUUAAAAUGCAAAAUUUCAAUUUGAAAUACUCUGUUAUUAAAAAGAUGGUACAUUUGUAUGACAUAGGUAUCAUAUAGGUAUCAUGAUCACAUUGCUGACAUACCCAUAUCAGCAACUUUCAAGUUAUAUACAAAUGUGCUUGUUCUUGCUUCUGUAGUACUUUAUUAAUGUAUUUUGUAAGGGGAUUGGGCAACAUUUAUAGUAUCGAGUAAAUACAUGGUGCUAACCAUACAUGUAGUUAUGUAAAAGGAGAAUCUUAAAAAGUACCAACAUUCUUGCAAACCAGAUAUGCCCAUGGUUAACAUUUUGUAUCUUUCUCAUUAACAUAGUUUAGUGAUUUGGACUUUACAUACAAGACUCAUUAAUGUUUUAUGUUGACUGAAAGUCUUGUAUAAUUCACUGAACAUGAAUGGAGAUUUGAUAUGCAUUGGAAUCGUUCUUUCAUUUUGAUCCUUUUAUGACGAGAGAAGAGUAGGUUGUUAGAGAAUUGAGACGUCCUAUACAUCUUAUUGUCUUGAUUAAUUUUUUGUUUUUACUUUUCCUCAAUACAACACUGCAAUCUGCAUAUUCUUGUACAGUUCUGCCUGCGUAUUUAAAGUAAUAUGGAUGUUGAUGGUGAGAGGCGAGAGUUGUUCAUACAUUAUGCACUGCACUCAACUUGUGGCUCUCUCAAAAAUGUUUUAACAAAUGAAAUGUGUCUAUUGAAUAAACUCGCUUUAUUGCAACAAUUAA